Messenger RNA from Populus trichocarpa (black cottonwood), 2423 nucleotides. Its product is annotated as protein FAR1-RELATED SEQUENCE 6. The coding region runs from base 223 to 2235 and encodes 670 amino acids. The transcript has 2 exons. Lineage: Eukaryota; Viridiplantae; Streptophyta; Magnoliopsida; Malpighiales; Salicaceae. Gene Ontology annotation, biological process: regulation of DNA-templated transcription. The record is from RefSeq and is a predicted model, not a curated record. Gene Ontology annotation, molecular function: zinc ion binding.
AAACUACAGGACCGAAAAGCGAAAAAACACAAUUACCAGAGAAAAAACACUGGUUGUAUAUUUAUAGCCUUUUCAGGCCCCACGUGUCGUUCUCCAGAGUCGAAAGAUCAACGAAACCUCUGUAAGCCCGAGUGUGACUCGCACACUUUCCUUCAACGCCAACUCGGACAGAACUCACUCCUAUGUAUUCACCGUCGAUUGCUGCCUGACUCAGUAAUCACUAUGGAAGAAGUUUGUUUGAAUAGUGAGCCGGUGUUUGACGAAGGCGAUGACUAUGAAGUUGAGGGAGACAGCAGUGCAGUGGGAUGUGAUGAUGAAACUGGUGAAAAUUGUUCGAAGAAAGAACGACCAGAACCGACCGUGGGUUUGGAGUUUGAUUCUUUUGAUGAAGCUUAUGAUUUUUACAAUGUUUAUGCCAAGGAACAAGGUUUUGGCAUUAGAGUGAGCAACUCUUGGUUCAGGUCAAAGAGAAAAGAACGUUAUAGAGCGAAACUUAGUUGCAGUAGUGCAGGUUUUAAGAAAAAGAGUGAAGCAAACAAUCCAAGACCGGAAACAAGAACUGGCUGUCCUGCAAUGGUCGUCAUUAGGCUAGUGGACUCUAAAAGAUGGAGAAUAGUUGAUGUUGAGCUUGAACAUAAUCAUCCGGUGAAUCCUCAAAUCAAAAGGUUUUAUAAGUCUCAUAAACGGAUGAUUCUUGCAGCCAAAAAAGCACAACCACCACCAGAGCCUGUCACCGAAGUACACACUAUCAGGUUGCAUCGUAGAGCUCUCAUGAAUACUGGGUGUAAUGUGUACUUAAAUGUUGAUGAAAGGGGGCAUGUUGAUCAUGUUGAUCACUUCAAACAUUUGGAACUCAAAGAAGGAGAUGCACUUGCAGUAUAUAACUACUUCUGUCGCAUGAAGUUGACAAAUCCUAACUUCUUUUACUUAAUGGAUCUCGAUGACGAGGGGCGCCUGAGGAAUGUGUUUUGGGCUGAUGCUAGGUCCAGGGUUGCAUAUGGUUUCUUUUGUGACACGGUAACAAUUGACACAACAUGCCUGGCAAACAGGUAUGAGAUACCUCUUAUUUCAUUUGUUGGUGUGAACCACCAUGGACAAUCUGUGUUACUGGGAUGUGGCUUCCUUGGACACGAGUCUAUGGAAUAUUUUGUCUGGAUUUUCAGGGCAUGGAUCAAGUGCAUGCAAGGGCAUCUUCCACAGGUUAUCAUUACUGACCAAAACAAACCCUUGCAAAGUGCAGUAUCUGAGGUUUUCCCAAAUGCUCGUCAUUGUUACAAUGUGUGUUGUAUCACCCAGAGAGUUCCAGAGAGGUUGGGAGGGUUGCAGGGAUAUGAAGCCAUCAAAAGACAAUUAAAUAAAGCUGUCUAUAAUUCCCUAAAGAUAGCUGAGUUUGAAACUUCUUGGGCUGACAUGAUCAAGUGCCAUGGUCUUGGUGAUAAUAAAUGGCUUCAAACGUUGUAUAAAGAAAGACAAGCGUGGGUUCCAGUCUACUUAAAGGACAUAUUUUUUGUGGGAAUGAUCCCCAUCCAAGAAGAUGAGAGCUUGAAUGCCUUUUUUGAUGGUUAUGUACAUAAGCAUACAUCGUUUAAGGAAUUUGUAGAUAAGUAUGAUCUCGCCCUACACCGUAAACACAUGAAAGAAGCCAUGGCAGAUCUGGAGUCCACAAAUUCAAGCUACGAGUUGAAAACAAGAUGCAACUUUGAGGUGCAGCUCUCCAAAGUGUAUACAAAAGAAAUCUUUAGAAAGUUCCAGUCUGAAGUUGAGGGGAUGUAUUCUUGUUUUAACACAAAACAGCUGAGAGUUAAUGGACAAAUAGCAACAUACAUAGUCAAAGAACGAGUUGAAGUUGCAGGAAGUGAGAAGGAGGUUAGGCAUUUUGAAGUUUUAUAUGAUACAAGUCAAGCAGAUAUCCGAUGCAUAUGCUGUUUGUUCAAUUACAAAGGUUAUCUAUGUAGGCACGCCUUGAACGUGCUUAAUUAUAAUGGUGUGGAAGAAGUCCCUUCUCGCUACAUUCUGCCACGUUGGGGCAAAGAUUAUAAGCGCAGGGGUCUUCUAGAUCACAAUUCCGGUGACGUUGAUGUGGAUAACCCAAUUUACUGGCAUAAUCUUCUGUAUAGGUAUGCCAUUCCAGUUGUGGAAGUAGGAGCAGAGUCUUCAGAUCAUUAUAAGAUUGCAUUGCAAGAACUGGAAGAGUUGUUGAACAAAUUCAAUCUUGCAGAGGACAACUUGGUGUAAAUUCCUAUAUGUAGAAACUAGCUAGAAAUUAGAAAAUGCCGAUUUGUAAAACUUCUUGCGGUGUCUAUUAUACUGUCUUCUCAUGCCACUGGUGGAAGAUAUGCAUCUCAUACGAGGUUUCCCAUGUCUUUGAUUCUUUGAACUUGUGGCAAGCGUUAUUCUAGUUUGGUCAUUGAGAAUGUUUUUGC